This is a messenger RNA of Trichoderma reesei QM6a, 1560 nucleotides long. RefSeq lists its product as uncharacterized. Gene Ontology annotation, molecular function: transmembrane transporter activity. Gene Ontology annotation, biological process: transmembrane transport. The record is from RefSeq and is a predicted model, not a curated record. The annotation marks the transcript as partial. NCBI's taxonomy places the organism in Eukaryota, Fungi, Ascomycota, Sordariomycetes, Hypocreales, Hypocreaceae. The transcript is spliced from 6 exons.
CGGCGUCGCGGCUCUGCUGCCCAACGCAAGGAGCCGCUGCCGCCCUUUCCAGUCCAGCAGAUGUUUGUGCUAGCAUGCUGCAGAUUGUGUGAACCCAUUGCUUUCAUGUCCAUCUUCCCCUACAUUUAUUACAUGAUCGAGGACUUCAAGAUUACCGAUGAUCCGACCAAGAUUUCCGUUUACGCUGGCAUGGUGACUUCUGCAUUUACUCUGGCCGAGUUUGCAACUGGUGUGAUGUGGGGAAAGCUCAGCGACAAGAUCGGACGGAAGCCUGUGCUUCUCAGCGGCCUCAUUGGUACAGCCAUCAGUGUUCUCAUCUUCGGUUUCGCUCCUAGCUUGCCCGUUGCCCUCUUUGCCAGGGCAAUGGGCGGCCUUCUCAAUGGAAACAUCGGCGUAUUGCAAACGACCGUGGCCGAGCUCGUGACGGUCAAGGAGCACCAGCCUCGCGCGUAUACCAUUAUGCCCAUGGUUUGGUGCAUUGGCUCCAUCAUUGGCCCCAUGAUUGGCGGCGCUCUUGCUCGACCCUGCAUCAGCUAUCCCGACUACUUUCCCCGCGGUUCCAUCUGGGACCAGUACCCCUAUCUUCUGCCCAAUCUGUUCAGCGCGGUGACUGUUCUCUUUGGCGUUGUUGUGGGCAUCCUCUUUCUGGAGGAGACUCAUCUCGGCAAGAAGGGAGAGAAGGAUCGCGGCCGUGAGAUUGGUGACCGAAUUUCUGCACUGUUCAAUCGGGCCACAUACGGCCGAGCCGAUAAGCCUGAAAAGCAAAGCCUUCUCGGCGACUGCGAACAAGCUGGGUACAACACCCUUCCCGAUCCUGCCGAUACAGAUGCGAAGAAGCUUUCCUCGCCUCAAAGUGCGUCACAGGGCAACACGGAGCCCCGAGCUGUGUCCAGCACGGAGUCUUCUGAGGCGCAACCCAAUGAGCCCACUGUGAUCUUCACCAAGCCGGUCUUGAUGAACAUCAUCUCGUACGGCAUCCUUGCAUUCCACACCAUCACCUAUGACCAACUCUUCCCGGUAUUCUUGAGCACCGCCCCUCCCAAGGAGCCUAUUCUGGAGCUUCCUUUCAAGUUUGUCAACGGAUUCGGGCUCGAGACAAAGGCCAUUGGCGUCAUCAUCUCUAUUCAGGGCUUCUAUUCUUUGCUGUCUAACUAUCUGAUUGUGACGCCCAUGACCCGCCGACUGGGACCUCUGCGCCUGUUUCGCCUCAUUACAUUCUCCUACUUCGCCCUCUAUCUCGUCACGCCAUAUGUGGUACUUCUCCCAGAGAGCCUGAGGAUGCCGGCCAUCUACCUUUUGGUCAUCUGGAAGUGUACCUUUUCGACAAUGGCAUAUCCUAGCAACGCAAUCUUGUUGGCGAACUCGGCCCCGAGCAAGCAAGUUCUCGGCACGAUCAACGGCGUCGCGGCGUCCACGGCCAGCUUGUGCAGAGCCCUCGGACCUACCCUUUCCGGAUUCCUCUAUGCCAUGGGCUUGCAGUCUGGCUAUUCGGGCCUCGCUUGGUGGUUUAGCGGACUGAUCACCAUUGUGGGUGCCUAUCUCAGCACUCAGAUUACCGAA